Messenger RNA from Colletotrichum orchidophilum, 1578 nucleotides. Its product is annotated as mucin-1. The record is from RefSeq and is a predicted model, not a curated record. The transcript is spliced from 4 exons. Lineage: Eukaryota; Fungi; Ascomycota; Sordariomycetes; Glomerellales; Glomerellaceae. Gene Ontology annotation, cellular component: cytoplasm. Bases 1 to 1578 code for a protein of 525 amino acids.
AUGUCAAAGGCACAAUCAGCACAGCCAGGCCAUCAACCUAGCAAGUCUGCUGGCGCUGGCUUAACGUUUAAUCUCUCAUCCAACAACCCCUUUCGCAACCGCGCUGCCUCCCCACUCCUCUCCGACGCUACCUAUAGCAAUACCACUUCGCCCGCUUCGCCUUUUGACGACCCUCCUCGACCUGCCUCGCGCAAUCCAUUCCUCGAUCCAUCAUAUUCGUCUAGUCAACCAAAUCUGACCGGAGCAGGCACUAUGGCACCGUCGCUGGACAACAAGGCGUCGCCUACCGCCGAGGAGCUGUUUGAUGGUCUUACCAUUAAUGAUCAGAAGCAAUCCCGACCCGACGGAGGACGACCCCCGACGAACCGCCCUCCUGGCGCGCCUGGACGCGAAAAUGUGCCCCCUGGAGGCCGUCGCGGCCCUCCGCCACCCGGACACCGUCCAUCGAGAUCUCAGGAGGAGGCAAUGAGACAGCGACGUCUCCAGGGCAGUGGUGGUCCUACCCGACCUGGUGGAGCACCGGGAUCGCCCCAACGUCGACCCCAGGAACGCCGCCCGCGUAGAAACUCUGAGUCGUCCGUCCUGAUUGAUUUCGAAAAGUCUCCUACCGACGAAGAGAGGAAGGCCAAAGAAGCCAGACGUCGGGAGAGGGAGCGUCGCGCCCGGGAAGGAAAGGAUCAGGACCCGAAGAAACCCAGUCGCAGAAUCGAUAUUAUCGAUCAAUUAGAUGCCACUAGCAUCUACGGCACCGGAUUGUUCCAUCACGAUGGCCCAUUCGACGCAGCCAACCCCUCUCGCAACCGAAAGGGUAGCCGACGUGCACCGAUGCAAGCCUUUGCCAAGGACUCCCUCAACAUGUCUCUUGGCGGCUCCGGUCCCCUCAACAAGCGCCCUGACCACGCUACUUUCAUGGGUCACAACGAUGGCGAGGCAUCUGCAGACUUCGCAACCGCUGCAAAACUUGCUGAGCGAAAGGAUAAUCCUGCUGUUUUCGACCCCCGAGCUCGUGGUUCGAUCGUUUACGGAGAGGAAUCCAUGGGACUCGGGGCCUCCACCUUCCUGGAGGGCACCCCUGCUGCUCGUGCUGCCAUCCAGCGGACUCAGGCUGAGCAAGCCCAACAGUCAAACUCUGAGGGUCUCGGGCGCAGCAAGUCCAUCGCCCAGCGCAUUCGUGGCAUGAAGCGGGAGCCUCGCGAAUAUGGUCCUUCUGGUCGAAUCACCAAUCCUGAGGGGGCUUACACCUCUCGCCGAUCGCCUGAUGCCAAUGGGCCUGCCAGUAGCAUUUCGUACACAGGCGAGCGUAACCCCUUCUUUUCUGAGUAUGGCAAGGAGCCAGAGACGAUCUCCGUCAAGCGAGCCGACAAUAGGUCGCCUGGUGCGCCUCCACCAGUGCCCCGACGAGGCUCUGCUAAUGGCCUCGAGCGUCGUGCUACAGCUGACGUCGUGUCACCGACAGAGGACGGACCCAGCAAGCCUUCUGGAGGCUUCAUGGCCAGGGUCAAGAGUCUGAAGGGUGGCCGAAGACGCCAGGCUUCUGAUGCGAUGGCACCGCCUCCUGCGCCUGGGACUGCCGCCUAG